Molecule: messenger RNA, 8593 nt
Organism: Zonotrichia albicollis (white-throated sparrow)
Lineage: Eukaryota; Metazoa; Chordata; Aves; Passeriformes; Passerellidae
Gene: HDX
Product: highly divergent homeobox
Biological process (GO): regulation of transcription by RNA polymerase II
Molecular function (GO): RNA polymerase II cis-regulatory region sequence-specific DNA binding; DNA-binding transcription factor activity, RNA polymerase II-specific
Source: RefSeq, a predicted model, not a curated record
CGUCCGGGCCGCGCUGAUCGCAGCGCGCCAUUGGCCGCUGUCUGCGCGCACGUCACGAUCAUGAUGAGAAUUAAUGAUCGGGGCCGCUGAUUUCAUUGUGUGACGCCGGGACCGACCCAGCCGAGCCCGGCCGAGCCCGGAGCCCCCGCGCCGGCCCCGCGCUACACGUGCCAAUGUGUUGCCAACCAGCUGGACACCUGGCUUCCCAAAAGCUCACAGGCUUGUUUGCUAAGCUUGGCAAGUCAAGAUCAAAAUGAAAUUAUGAUAAAAAUCCAUGUGGAUUUCUAACUUGGAGUCUGAGGUUCAAGACAAAGAUGAAUCUGCGUUCUGUGUUUACUGUAGAACAACAAAGGAUAUUGCAGCGGUACUAUGAAAAUGGAAUGACAAAUCAAAGUAAAAAUUGCUUUCAGCUCAUAUUGCAGUGUGCACAAGAAACUAAACUGGAUUUCAGCGUGGUCAGGACGUGGGUUGGCAACAAGCGGCGGAAGAUGAGCAGCAAGAUCGCCGUGGAAUCUGGGGGCACCCCCCCGAGCACUGCCCCCGCCACUCCCUCCGUGCCCCCGGAGGCAGCCGUGAGAAACGUGGUGAAUAUUGCUCGAUCCCAAAGCCAGCAAUCCUCUUGGACCUCUUCUAACAAUGAUGUGAUCGUGACCGGGAUCUACAGCCCCGCCGGCUCCUCGGGCCGCCCGGGAGCCGCCAAGCACACGAACGCCGCCGUGGCGGAGCUGCACAAAACCUCCGUCCCACGGCUCCCGGGCAAGAGCGACGCGGACUUCCAGCAGCAGCACAUCCCUCUGGGACGGCAGGUGCCCCACUGUAAAAACGCUUCCCUCUUGGUGGGGGAAAAGACCAUUAUUCUAUCCAGGCAAACGAGCGUGCUCAAUUCUGCGAACUCCAUCUACAGUCACACGAAGAAAAGCUACGGCAGCUCCUCGGUGCAGACGGCGGAGCUGGUGUUACCUCAGAAACCCAUGAUCUGCCACCGGCCCUGCAGGGCCGAGCCCUUGGCGUGCCAGCGCUUGCACAAGGCCGAGCCCGCGGCCCUGGCGCCGCACGUUCCCCCGGGGCCCAGGGCUCACCCCCGGGAGCCGGGCUGCGGCACCCAGAACCUGGAGAUCCGCGAGGUGUUCUCGCUGGCCGUCACGGACCAGCCGCAGCGCCUGGUGCCGGGCAGCGCCGCGCAGAAAGCGGCCUCGCUGGAGGGCAGCUGCCUGUCCAUCGCCAUGGAGACGGGCGACGUGGAGGACGAGUACGCCCGCGAGGAGGAGCUGGCCUCCAUGGGGGCGCAGAUCCAGAGCUACUCCCGCUACUGUGAGGGCAGCGGCUCCGGCCGCAGCGGGGACAACCAAAGCACGGCCGGGCCGGGCCGCAGCGGGGGCUGCGGGGCACAGCUGGGCCCUGCCCGCGACGGGCCCGACAAUCUCCUGUACCACAGCAGAGAGUUCCACCUGCCUGCACGGACCUCAUUGCACACCGCGUCCAGCACGAUUUAUAACCCUGCCAACGCAGCCAGAAGUACCUUUUCUCCUCAUUUUACAUCUUCAAGUCAACUGAGGCUGUCACAAAACCAAAAUAAUUACCAGAUUUCAGGAAACCUUACUGUGCCUUGGAUUACAGGUUGUUCCAGAAAGAGAGCAUUACAGGACCGCACACAAUUUAGUGACCGAGACUUAGCUACCCUAAAGAAAUACUGGGACAAUGGCAUGACCAGCCUGGGCUCAGUCUGCAGAGAGAAAAUUGAAGCUGUGGCUGCAGAAUUAAAUGUUGACUGUGAAAUAGUUCGGACUUGGAUUGGGAAUCGAAGACGGAAAUAUCGUUUAAUGGGGAUUGAGGUCCCACCCCCUAGAGGAGGUCCUGCUGAUUUCUCUGAUCAAUCUGAAUUUGUUUCUAAAUCAGCACUUAAUCCAGGAGAGGAAACUGCUACUGAAGUGGGGGAUGAUAAUGAUAGGAAUGAUGAAGUGUCAAUCUGCUUAUCUGAAGGAAGCUCACAAGAAGAGACAAAUGAAGCUCUUCAAAAUGAAGAAAUUGGCCACAAAGAUGAUGACCAGAAUCCAGUUUCCACUGAUAAUGUGAAAAUAGAAAUUUUAGAUGAUGAGGAGAGUGAUCUGAUCAGCAACUCUGAAGUGGAUCAGAUGAGUUCUCUUUUGGAUUACAAGAAUGAAGAAGUCAGGUUCAUCGAGAGUCAGCUGGAGAGCCACAAACAGAAAUACUUUGAGCUGCAGACAUUCACCCGCAGUUUGAUACUUGCUAUUAAAGCAGAUGACAAGGAACAGCAGCAGGCUCUGCUUUCAGACUUACCUCCUGAGCUGGAAGAGAUGGAUUUCAACCACACCUCCCCGGAGCCCGACGAUACCUCAUUCAGCCUCUCGUCGCUGUCGGAGAAGAACGCCUCAGACAGUUUGUGAUGCUCUGGCCUGGAGACCCAGCACACACCCCAGGGAGGUGCAGAGCAGAGACAGACACACAGACAGGCUUUGCUCUGCAGUGUUCUCAGCCUGGCUCCUCACAGCCUUGCAGUGCCCAGGAGUUGGCAGUGCUGGCUUUGGGAAAUGGAAGAGGUGAGGGAAGGGUGCACUGGGAGCAGCUUGGCCUCGGGUAGGAUUAACUUUGAUCUCCAGAACAGCUCUGGCUCUGUAGCAAAGUCUUUUUUUGAGCAGGGAUGCAAGUGUGGGAAACACACCCAGUGAAUUCUCCAGCUCCACGUGCUCCCCAGGCCUGUUUAUUAUAUUUUUCCCCAUUUUUACUCAGGUAGGUGGACUAAAAAUUGGGGAUCCAAAUAGAAUAACGGGCUUUCUCUGAGUUGUGCUUGAAAACCUGAAAUUAAACUGAAGUGGUUUUUGUUUUCUGAUUUGAGAUUGUUAAAUCUUCCAUUUUUCUGACCAAAAUAGCUGAAAAAACUUUGAAAGGCUAACUGAAAAAAUUGAAUUAUCGUGAAUAAAUUAUUAAUGCAAAGAAGCAGUGAUAAGUGUUGGAAGAAAUGAGGUGGAAAUGGGAACCCUGAUAGCUGCAGGAUACAACUUCCUAAUACAGUAGCAAUGGGAUUGGAUGUUUACACUCUUUAGAGUUUAAUGAUUGUAGUCACAGUUUUUAUUUGUCAAAGCCUAAAUGCUAAAGUACUGCUUAUUAUUUUAAUUCUUGGGUAUAUAUUUCUCCACAAACUUUGCUCCAGUUUACCAAGCCAGUGAGAAUUCCCCAGCUGUCAUUGCACCCUGCAAGGUUUCCCAGUGUUGGAAGUGAGCUCUGCACAUCUGCUUUGAAGCUCUGCCUGGUGCAUUUUUUGGCAAAUGCCUUUUCUAAACUGUGAUCUGGAUUGCAGGCAGGGGCUGAACUGGAUUUUCUUCUUUCCCAGAGCUGUUGGCACUGAAUGCCCUCAGUGCUGUGGUGGGAUGGCUGUGCAGGGGUGUCCAGGUGGAUUCAGGGGGAGUGUUGGGGUCCAGGGAAUGCCUGGCCAAGGCAGGGGUGCUGAGCUUGAGCUGACAGGGUGGGGACCAGUCCUGGAGCUCUUCUCCUCCAGGGUGGGUCUGUGGGAUGCUGCAGGUGCCUGCCCAUGGCAUUGUUGCUCCAAUUCCAACCUGGAUAUCCCUCAGCAAGCAUUUUUCACACAGAUACUUCAGUCUGGUAAAAAACCUGAUCUUCCCAUUUUAUGCCAAAUAAUAAUUGUCUCUGAGGAAUCCUUGUUCAUGCAGUGAGUAACUCCCUUAAUUUCAGUGGGAGGUCCAAGAUGUAGCUCAGAAAAUCCAAAGUGUUGGGGAAAUAACACCUUUUGUUCCUUUAAUUCUGGGGUUAGACUCAGGUUUUAGGGUUUUCUCAGCCUGAUCAGUUCCUCCCUAAUCACUUGUACAGCUCUUUCUGUUUAGUAUCAGUAGUGAGCUCUGAUCUUUCAGGUUUUCAGUCUCUCCUCUCCUUGGGCACGGGGAGCUUUUAGCAAUACUGUUCAACACCAGCUGCAGAAAGGGCAGGAAUGAUUUAAAAGGUGUUCUGAGAAACCAAACUCUCACAGUUCUGCCCCCCUGUACAGUUCUGUACAGUUCCCAGCAGAGCCACCCUUCCACAGGGAAAUCCAGAGUUCCAGGCCUGUGUGUGAGCUGGGGCAUUAAAACUCAGAGUGGGAAUGAGGUUUGUGAGCAGAGCUCACUGUAUUGUCCUGCACAGAUACACAGGGCUGAGAUGGAAUUCUCUGCAAAACUCAUUUAUAAAGGGUUUUCUGUGCCAGGCUGACAAUGGUUUCUAUUGCUGUUCUCUUUAGACAGGAAAUCUGUGCCACUGACAAUGAAACCUCUUGUUUUUUGUGAAAUUAACAUAAAAUAGUGCUGGGAGCUGCCACUGUUUGGCCCCUGUUUUUCUGCUUCUUCCACUUGAAUUCCCAUGACAGAGAGCAGGAUACUCUUUAACAGGACUUCUCAAUUUCAUGGUCAAUUAAAUCAUCUGCCUUCCUGCAGGAAAAACUUCCAUUGAUGAUUCCUACUUUGCUGUCUUGCUGCUAUUUCAUACCCAAACAAAUGGAAGGGAUGAAUUUUGAAUGAACUGUUUGCUAGAUACAAGCAAUGAUGUCAGUCCCUGUUCUCCAGGGAGCUGGGAUCCUCUUGGAUUGCACCUGAGGGGAGCUGCACUCAGGGCCCACCCCAUCCCUGGGGAGACAAAACACAGCCUGGAACACUUGACAGCACUACAGGGUAGCCAGGAAAAAAAAAAAGAGUAUAAAUUCUAUCCCUGAAUAAGAGAAUCUGGGGAGGAAGAUGCUCCACAGCUCCUUGGCUGGGUUUUUUUCAGUAGCAGUGGGUAUUUCCAGCAGAGAUUGAGUAACUGUGACCAUUAUUGGUGGUUAAAUGUUGGUGCAGAGCAAGGGGGUGGCUCUGGGCUGGGUUUGGGUUCAGGGUGUUUCCCCUGAGUGUAGGAUGGUGACAAACACCUGCAGGAAGUGCAGUUCAGCAUUCCAGAACCUUCCACAGGAGAUGGAGCUCAUCCUGUGCUUUUCAGGGUGCCAGAAAUCAGCCCCCUGUCUGUCCCAGUGAGUGACUGUAAUGUGAAUGAUCAAGGCCCUCCUGUUGGUGGUGUUAUCACCUUUCUGUGGCCAGGUACCAAUGUUUGACCAUCCUGCAGAGUCUCUCUGUCCAUGAACAGUGACUUCCUGGCAUUGUUCAUCCCUAAGGCAUCCAUGGCAGCAUCAGUGAUGUUUUUCUGAAGGUGGGAAGGCAGCCCAGCCCAGACACUUCACCAGAGGCAGCACAGGCUCUCCCUGGGGUUUGGAUACUGGAAGGUUUGCUCAUGGUUAAAUUCCCAUUUCCUGGAGCUCUGCCUGCUUUCCUCUCCCUGCAGCUGAUGCUUCAGUCACAUCCACAGGUCUGACAGGAGUGACAGUGGCAGGAAAUACUCCAAUAAAACAAUAAAUACUCCAGCAGGUGAAUUUGGGGCAGGUUUAAAGGCACCUGAGCAGAUGAACUGUAUGAGGUCUCUGGAGUGCCCAGCCCUGGAGGCAGCUCUGCACUUUAAUCUCUCGAAGUAUUUCUUUUCACUAAGGCAAUAAAAAGUGUGAAAUGAGGAGUUUGGGGCUUUGCAGCCGUGAGUGAGGAGAAGAAUGUCCUGGUUCUGUCCUCACCUGAGCUGGGCAGCAGCUUCAGAGAGCCUGUUCCCAGGGGCAGAGGCUGGGGGUGCUGCAGGCUCAGGUGAGUCCUGAACAAACCAGCAGCACCCUGGGCAUCCUGCUGGGAAUUGGGGAUGGGAGUGGGAAUUGGGGAUGGGAAUUGUGCUGCAGAUGGAUCUGCCCCGUGUGCCCUGCACUGAGCACAGAGUCCUGCUCACACUGACUGUGAGGGGGACAGGAAUGUGCACCAAGGGAACAGCACAGAAUUCCUGGGGCAAUUCACACCCAAAGCUUGAUGCCCAAGCUCCAGCCCUGCCCAGCUCCCCCAGAGCAGGGGCUGCAGGGCUGGAACCUGGCCAGAUUCUGCCUUUUCUGCCCCAAGUCCUCCAGCUUGGCUGGGGUGGUCAGUGAGCAAAUUGCACCUGGCUGCAGAGAGCACAGCUGCAUUGUAGUGGUUGGUCCCUUUAGUCAAGAAUGUUUUCACAAUGACCAAAUGUGAAAUCUGAAAAGUUUGAGGGGAAAAAAUAGUCAAAGCAGCACUAUAAAAUGGGUGUUUUCCAUGGAAGAACAGGAGUUUGGAGUGUGAGUGUUUAUUGCUCUGAGAAACAGCAGCUGCUUUGGUCAGAAGGCAACAGAAACGGGGCAGAGCCUUGGGCUUGUGGGGCUCUUUUCCCACAAAAGAGAAAUCCUCCUGGCUGAAGGAGCUGUGCAAGGAUGCUCCUGGAAGGAAAACAGUUCAGGGCAGUGCUUUGGCUCUGGGACAGUUCCCCGUGUCACUGAACUAAGUCAGGAACUCUUUUCCAGCUCAGUUUUACAUUUUACACAAUGCUACCUCUGAAACGUGACACCCCUUAAACCUACACAGAAAAUGUGAACUUAGGAAUUUUUUUUUAACCUUUUAUAGGCAAUAAAGUAUUCCCAACCUGCAUCCUUCAGUUUGUGUUUGGUUUUUGCUGAGUGUGAGCCAUCAAUUUGCUUUUAUUUUAAUGCUCUUUUUCUGUAUUUGUGCUCAUCACAAUCUGUGGAGAAGGAAAUGAUGGAAUAUUAGGGAGAAAAGCUUAGCAUGUGUUAAUGGGAGAAAACAUUUCUGUUACAGCUGAAGGAUGGGGUGGCUGUGCUGGUUUUGGUGCAGUUCCUGUGAGAAAUGGGUGAAAUCCUUAAUUCUGGUAUUAAUGAUGUUGGAACAUUGCUCAGUUCAUGAGAUGAGUUAAUCUGAGAGAGCAGUCAGUGAUCUCAGCACUGCCAGGAAAAGGUUUUACACUUUCUGAGACACCACAGUUCAUAAAAACCUCCUCAGAUUUUUGUUUCACUUGUUUCCUUUUUUUGCCAUAACUUUAUAGAGACCUUGUAGAAAGAAUUUUGAAGUGUUAAAUGAAAAUGGGUCAGUAACAAACUGAGGUCAAAAGUAGAUUUAGACCAUGUUUGUAUUCAAGUUUCAUCUGAAAAGAGUUCCUUGAAUUUCUCAUUUCUCUCCCUGGAGCGCAGGGAGGGGUGGAGGAUGCACGAGGGGGAUGGAGGGAAUGAGGCACAAGGAGGCAGAAAUGAAGGUUCUGGGUUUUAGUCAGGAAAAUCUCAAUAAACUAAAAGGUUUCUGUGCUGUGGAAAACAAGAACUUCCGCUUUAUCUGCAGAUUUUGUGAAAUACAGGUCAAAAAGUCAUUGGCAAAUCCACUGAGUUGUGCUGGGGGAAAAUUGUGUUCUCCAGUAGGAAUUUUAUCAUUUCUGGGGUUAUUUCUGGAAUUACUGAGUGUGUGUGAACACACAGAUGCAGAUUUACAAUGUGCACAGAUACACUGAUCACAGUAGCUCUACAAAGGUAUUUUAACUUGAAAUGUUAAUGGAAUUCUUCUCAAAUAUAUUUCAUUUGCUCUUAUUUUUGUGUCUUGCUGCAUAUCAAUUGCAUAGUUCUGAAAAUUAGUCAAAUACACCCAUACAAAUAUGGUUUAUUGGUUAUGUCCUUGCAACUGGUAACUUUUAGGCCUGGAAAUUUAUGAAAAUGCCCAUAAUAAUGAUAUUUUUAAGUUAUCUUGGCAAAUAAACAACUGCUGUAUUUAUGAAGAGAUAAUGAUAAUUUCUGCUUUAUUUUCACUGUAGGAAUCCGUUUCAUUUAAAAAAAAAUAUACUGAAAAUUUAAAUAUUAUUGUAUAACUUGGAUGCUUUCCUUCGCCUGCAAAACAAAAUAAUUGAUGAUUUUAAAUCUUUUAUCAUUUCCUUUUGGGCCAAUUCCUUAAGCUUUGUAACCUGAGCAUAUUCCUAAGUUUCUGUCUGAAAUCACUAUUUAUAUUUCAUUUUUCUGAUUUGUAUCAGAACGUGUAGCAAAGAAACUACUACAAACCUUCAACGGAGAUACCUCCACUAUGGUCCAGGACUCCUGAUCUGGGCACUGCCAGUGCCAGGUGCCCAGGGACACGGUCCAGACGUUUGUAUUGAGUUGGUUUUCUGUAUAUAAAGGGUAUUUAUAAUCUUGUAUUAACAGAGUCAUCAUUGGAAAUGCUGAUUUCCUGCUUUAGAAGCCUGCUCAGCUAUUUUUAUAUAAAACGUUGGUCUUCGCCUUAAUUUUUUUUUUUUUUUGGUGAAAAGUUGUGCCAUAGAUAUUUUAACUUAUCCACAGAUCCUUUACAGAGUUUGCUUUGACUUCUCUUAAUUAAUAGUUAAUUUUUUUUCCUGAAAUUAUCCUAAUUUGUUUUCUCCUCCAAAUGCAUCUCAAGGUUGGUUUGCUUUCUUAAUUUUUUUUUUUUUUUUGAAUUUUUGGACGAUCCCUUCAUCUGCAUGCUUUGGUAGCUCAAGUUUUUCCUCUGUAGUUUAUUGUUUAUAGUUUAGAAGAACCUUUUAUUGAAACCCCCUGAAGUAAUGCUUGUACAAAUGUAUUUAGGGUGGCCCAGAUGGUCAGAGAAAAGGGCUAUUUAGCAUUGGUAAAUUUGUCUACUGACUCAAGGAUAUUUUUCUACGUCUGUCAAGUUUGGGACUAUGGAGAAAUGAAAUAAAGGUGAACUAACUCCUUUUCCUAUAUGAA